CGAAGUUGGCGUUAUUGGUAUUGAGAAACAGCCCUCCUUAUUAUGCAUCCUCGAAAAACUGGGCGGAUCAAGAUCACAUCCGGGGAUGUUAUGCGAACUUGGCUUGAUGUGAACUUGGAUUUGGAACAGUACUUUGGGCGCGACUAAAAAAAAUAAAGUACUGCAGCCUACAGACAAGAACACAUAUUGAGAAACGACCUCUUGUUAACAAUCCACAGCGGAUAUCUCUCCGUGUACCUGAUAUUUGAUCUUAAAGGAAAGUUCAAAGUAUGGAGUGAAGGUGACAUCUUUCUGUUCGAGAGUGGAGCUCCAGCUCAUGGACUGCAGCCAGCAACAUCUCGCCAUUUCACAGAUACAAAUAUUUUCAUUCUUUAACAAUGGAAGCAUGUCAUUAUUUAGCUUCCUUCAUACUUCUUAUCUUCAUCCCAGGGUUCAGUACUGAAGACACUGUGUUUGUGGAGACAGGAGCUUCUCUUGAACUGAAUAUACAGAGAGAUAAACUACCUGAUCAGUUUGAGGAGAUAUUCUGGCAGAAUGAAAAAUCAGACACUAUAGUGAAAUAUUAUAUUCAAUUUAAAGCAGUUAAAGUUUACCAUGACUACGAGGACAGAGUGGAUUUUAAUACUGAAAGUUUCUCUCUUACACUGAAGAACAUGAAGAAGACAGACAGUGGAGUUUAUACAGCUAAAACAACUGGAAAAAUAAAUAGAGAUGUUGCUGAACACAGAGUCUCUGUUAUAGAUCCAGUGAAGACUCCUGAGCUGACUGUCAUCUCUUACCCGAGCAGUGACUCCUGUACUGUAAACUUCACAUGUAGAGCUCAUGACCUUACACUUCACUCCACUUAUAAUAAUGACAGCUGCUCUCCAGAGGAAGUGACAUCACAUGAGAAGUUCACUCUCAUCCUGAUCUGUAGUAAUGAAACCAUCAUCUGUAACCAUAGCAACCCUGUCAGCUGGGAAACAGACAUGAUAGACAUUACACAGCUUUGUAAAGUUCAUCCAGAGAAUCUACAUCAACCAAACAAUUUCAUUACUCCCAUCUGGAUGGUGGUCUGUAUAGUGGUGGUGUUGGUGGUGGCAGUGGUGGUGGGGUUUGUGUUUUUGUCCCGCUGCAGGAAGAGACACUUUAAGGCACAAGAUGCAACAGGAGAAACCAGCACGAUCUUCAUCCAACCGUGAGAUCAAACUGAAACAACAGCUGGCUUUUAUGGAGAUUAUACAGCAGUUGUUCAGUUGCAAAAAUAUAACAUUUAACCUUUAAAAACAAAGAAUAUACAGAAAUGUACAUAUAUUUCAUUCAUUGAUGGUUUUGCUCUUGAACAAGAAUCUAGUACAUUUCAAGUUAAGUUGAUACAAAAUGUUAAAUGCAGAAAACACAUCUUUUAGCAGCACAUGCUUACUCCAUAAAUCUCUUUACAAUUUAUUUAGCAUCAAGUAUUCAGUUAGUAAUUAUUCUCUAAACAAUUAGUAUAAAAAACUUGCACCUUUAUGUCUUACACCACGCCGUCUCUUAUUUAAUCCUUCUACCAUAAAGGACUUUACUGAAAAAUCAUUCUGCCAGCAGCAUGGUAUUUCUGAAUGGUUUGAGGCCGGGAUUAAGCAGAUUUGAGGUGAAAGUAUUUGACUAACAUAUAAUAUGUGCUGACUGAGAGCAUUCUGUCAAUAUCAUUAUUUCAUUUUUGAUGGAGGUGGAAUUUAGUGGCUUUUGCAUCUGAGCUCUUUAUAUUUUGUCUGACUGUGCUGAACUGUAAUCUGUGUUAAUUAUUAACAUAUUGUUUUGUGUUAUUCUAAACAUUGUGUCAUUUUAAAACAUUAUGGGGCAGUUUCCAGCACAGGGUUUAAUACAGGCCUUAGUUAUAGUUAUAUUUAAGUAGUUUUUACAAACAAACCUUACAAAAAACAAUACUGGUGUGCAUCUUGAGACAAAAUAAUAAUAAUGGCGCUUUUCCAUUGCAUAGAACCCAUGGUUUGGUUUAGUUUGGGUCGGGUCAGCCUACUUUUGGGAGCUUUGAACAGAACAGAAACUGUCAUAUGAGACAGAGGAAGUGAUAAACGCGAUGUGCAAACAGAGAAAUAUGUAUGUGAAUGUACAACAACGCUCUCACUUGUAUGAUGUCACAGCAGUAGGCAGCGCAAAUAUAACGACACGCCUAUAAUCCCUCCCACUCUGAAGUAUUACUAAACUCGAAUUGAUGGAAAAGCUAACCCCGCCAAAGUGAGGUGAGCUGACCCGACCGGACCCAAACCAAACCGUGGGGUACUGUGCAAUGGAAAAGUGCCAUAACAGUGAUGUAUGUUAAGAUAUGUCAGUGCAAGAUGUUUUUAAAUGAAGGCAGCUCAAACAUACAUUUUAGUCUGGGACUAGUCUUAAACCCUGACUGGGAACCUGCACCAUUAUGUCAAAAUGUUGUAUCCAAUUUUGUUGAUUUGCAAUCUUAAAUAAUACUUUCAAAAUCAAUUGUUUGAGAAAUUACUUGAGAAAAUCAUAUAGCAUUUGGUGUGUUAUCCUGAAACAUGUUUUUUCUUAAUUGCGAGGUUUGAAUUUUCUAUUGCUAUGAAAUUUCUGCAUUGAUAAAUUCCUAGGACCCCCAUGAAAAUGAGAUGUUGGAUCUCAUGGGGUUGAUCCUCUAAUAAAUGUUAAUAAAUAAAUAAAUAAAAUAAAAAAUCCCUGUUGCUCUUUCUAUUUUUUGAUGAAGAAAAGAUUAGUUUAUUUGGAAAAAUAAAAAUAUUUGUUAUAAACAAACGUCCCAUUUUUUAAACUGGUUUAGGAAUGGGAUCAGUUGGUUUAAUCAAUUAUUUAAUCAAGAUGUUUACUUACCAAGAAUCUCUCUCUUGUUUUAAUAUUUCUGUUACUCCAAAACAUUAUGCCAUUGUAUUUGAUGCUAUGCCUAGUGGUGUCAUUAUGUUAUUUAUGGGCAACAACCAUAUUUUAAAUAAUAAUAAAAAUAUUAAUUUUCUUUUUUCUGUUGA
Paramisgurnus dabryanus is the source of this 2972-nucleotide messenger RNA. RefSeq names its product CD48 antigen-like. NCBI's taxonomy places the organism in Eukaryota, Metazoa, Chordata, Actinopteri, Cypriniformes, Cobitidae. Gene Ontology annotation, cellular component: membrane. The record is from RefSeq and is a predicted model, not a curated record.